This is a messenger RNA of Daphnia pulicaria, 3783 nucleotides long. RefSeq lists its product as uncharacterized. Gene Ontology annotation, cellular component: membrane. The record is from RefSeq and is a predicted model, not a curated record. The transcript is spliced from 9 exons. Bases 192 to 2285 code for a protein of 697 amino acids. NCBI's taxonomy places the organism in Eukaryota, Metazoa, Arthropoda, Branchiopoda, Diplostraca, Daphniidae.
AAGCCGGCCGAGAAACGAAAUAUCAGGAAAUAUUUUGAACCGUUCACUAGAAGGCGGAUGCAAAAGAGCGAGAUCACUUUGUCAUUUUGUCGCUAUGGCGUUACAUAGUCUCCAGCCAAUGAUUUUAUGCCCGGCAGCAAACGUUUCACGCAUGAUGCUCCCAUUUACGGCUUUAUGGAGACAGUAUUUUUAUGCGUUCCGCCGAACUCAGACCAGAACAGAUAUUUGCAAGAUUGCUUAGCAGUAAUAUGGAUGAAGAUUGUUCUGAGACCAAUAACAACAACCAAAAGCUGGACACGGAAAAUGGCAAAGAUAUUGAGAAGAAGAAGGGAUUGGCAUUGCUGAUUUAUGAUUUGAAACAACCCAAGUUAAUCCCUAUCAAAAUCCUAAGUCUACUUGUUUUUUCCGGUUAUGGAGUUCUAUUGCCCUACGCUGCAAUUCAUAUGAAAUCUUUAGGGAUCAGCGUUGAAGAAACCGGUGCCAUUUACACCGUGUCUGCAGUCUUCGGUGUAUUGACCCCUAUCUGCACAGGCAUGAUCGCUGAUAAAAUAGGAAAUUUCAAGGUACUUUUGAGCGCAUUGUUCGGCUUUGCUAGCAUCACUUCGCUCAUGUUCUUGUUUGUUCCAGUCGGAAGGAUUUCAGUGGAUUACCCAACCAACAUUUCGAUGUCAUUGGGUUGCGUCGACGAAAACUCGACACUUACGUUAACAGAUCUCGAUUUACAUCCGUGCAACUUGAAACUGGGCCCAAAUUUAGAAAACGGCGUUUUUUUAAAUGUGUCAGUGACACUAGAAGAGUGCGGAAGUGUGUGUUUUCACAGAGAAAAAUGGGACGAAUGGAGUGGCACUGAAACAAGCCAAGAAACUACCUCUUCUUUUGUAAACGAUAUCUUUUUAAAUGACCCCACCGGGAAAGAAUUUCGUGAUGCGGUAUUUUUCCCCAACGACUGGGAAUUAGACAUGUCAUGCUCACAGCAAAAUCUGACUGGCGAAGGUAUCUGUCAGCUAGAUCGCAAAAGUGGUACUGGAUCAGGGAAAGAAAACAACGUAACUCUGGGAUUGAAUUUAUUUAACGAUCACAGCAACCAAACUGCAGGAAUGAUCCCCGUCGAGUGGAUGGUUUGGGAAGACGAAUCCGGGUUUGAGCAGAGGGCUAGCCAUUUUCAGUGUAGCUCUUACGGCCAAAAACAAAAACUCCUUCAGCAGGCUGCGUAUUUUCAAGACAAUCAAACGGAAAACCGCCGAUCCAUCUACCAGCAAUUCUGUCGAUCGCUGUGCAUCGUCCAGAUCAACCGCGCCGACAUCUGUUCCAAUAAAGUGCGAGAAGAUGUCAUCAAUCCUCAGUUCACAUUCUGGACGUACUUGUUACUUCGAUCGGUGUUUGAAAUGUUCAUCAGUGGGUCUGCCACUUUGUUUGAUGGAGCCUCUUUGGUAUUGGUCAAUGAAGUCCGUGGUGAUUUUGGUUUCCAGAAAAUGUUUGGAUUCAUCGGGAUUGCAAUUUUUUCACCGAUUUCUGGAGCCAUGAUGGACCAUUUUAGUACAAAUGAAAAGGAUACAAAUUUUCGGCCGGCUUUCUUUCUUUUUGCUGGAUUAUUUGGCAUUGCGGCUGUUGGAAUGUUAACGAUUGAUCUCAAUUUUAAACCUCCGGCGGAGAAACUGGUAAAAAAUGUGAUAUCGUUGUUGAAAAUCGUCGAGUUGGACGUUCUACUAGCCGUUAGCUUCAUCUCAGGAAUGUUGUUGAGUUGUUCGGGAAAUUACUUGUUCCUAUUUUUGGAAGAAAUUGGAGCUACCAAGUCAUUAAUAGGCCUAUCUGUUACUAUCUCUUGUCUAGCAGCGAUUCCGAUACUUUUGCUAUCAGAGACGAUUUUUCGUCUAUUCAGUAUUCCCAAUCUGAUUGUCGUUACCCUUUUCAUCUACGUCGUACGUCUGAUAGGCUAUUCUUACAUCACCGACCCAAAAAUGUGUCUCGUGUACGAGUCUAUUGAAGCGAUAAGCGGCACUCUGACCCUGAUAUCUCAAAUGGUCUAUGCAACCCAACUGGGGACGACGUCCACUGUGACCUCCAUUCAGGGAUUAAUUUCAACGGUCUACUUCGGACUAGGGGGUGGUAUCGGAAAUUCUCUAGGCGGAGCUUUGAUCGGAGCGUACGGCCUGCGAGUGGUUUUACGCAUUUCGGGCGCCGUCGCUUUCCUCACUGGAUUCCUCUAUUUUCUCUUUAAUAUCUGUUAUCUGCGUCCAAGGGCCAACGAAAAAAUUAACACUACCUUUGACAAGACUGAAGAGUGAAGAAAUUCAGUGACAUUCAACGCCCGUUAUAGUAUUUUAUAGCCAACAGCUUCUAAGCUAAGCUUUUUCAUAAUAAUCCAUCAUUAAGUCGGUCGCAUAAGGACUCUUCUACUUGCUUAUUUAGAUUAUUUAUAGUACAACCUACGCAAUAUUCCAAAAUUUAAAGAUUAAAUAAAUUUCAGUAAAUUGUUAACAAAAACGUUUAGUUCUGUUUCUUGUUAAAUAUGAAUUAAGUGACACAUCGGUAGCUAUGGUAGUGCUAGCUUAGCUCAAUGGUUGACCAUUGACACAAUUUUUGUUUUCUUAAGCGGUAACGAAAAUUGCAUUUACUUGUCUUAGCUGCAUCGUUUAACCGUUUACCUGAUUCCAGUGGCUUUAUUUAUCAUGGAUGAGGAGGAGAUUAUGUGCGAACGAGGGCGAAAUAUGAGUUAAAAAUCCAGUGGCAACAGGAGAACAACCGGAAACAUUUCAUCAAUGUAAUUUCUGCAUUGGUAUAGUUUAGUUUAAAAAGUUAAUUUUGUGAAAUUUUUUAUAACGAGCUGGACGUUCUACUUGCCGUUUGCAUCACCUCGGGUAAAAAUGUUUGAAAGCCGCUUAUUGAUGCACAAUUAGCUAAAAAUUCUUUAGACAGGAUUCUUGGUGGGAUGCACGGGAAAUUAUUUGUUUGAUUAUUUUUGGAAGAAAUUGGUGGGGUCAGGUUUUUAAUGGAACUAACGGUCACCAUCUCUUGUAUAACAGCAAUUCUACUGCUUCUGUUAUCGGAUACCAUUUUUCGUCUUUAGGCUUUUUACCUUCUCCGCACGUCUUAUCUUAGGUAUGUUUCGAAUUCGUUUUAUUGAGUUCAAGCAGUUGCUUUUUAAUUCCAAGUGAGUCUAAUGCCCAAGGAUAUUCGUACAUCUCCAACCCGAACUUGUGUCUCGUAUACGAGUCUAUGGAAGCCAUUACUGGUAUUCUACCAAUGACAUCUUUUAUGAUCUAUGGAACCCAACUGGGGACGACAUCCACUGCGACUUCCAUUCAAGGAUUGAUUUCAGCGACCUACUUUGGACUAUAGAUCUGUGACGACCCUAUACGAAGAAGUUUAAGGAUUAUCAACUCUUUAUUGCUUUAAUAAUUGAUGACUCACUGGGUGAAAUAAGGGCUGGAAUCGGAGCGUUCGACCAGCGAGUGGUUUUCCGCAUUUUCGUCGCUUAUUUCCUCACUGGAUUCCUCUAUACUCAAUUUAAAAAUUUUUUUAAACGGGAAGGUCGAAGAAAUUCAGUGACAUUCAACGUCCGUUUAGCGCGUUAGUCUUUUUGUAGCCAGCAGCAUCUAAGCAAACUCCUUUCCUAUAAAUCAUUAAAUCGGUCCUUUUGAGACUCGACUAACUUUUUUACUAAACAUUUUUAGCUUAUGUACAGAUUAAAGCCUAGAUGAAAUAUUCAAAAUAUUAAAGACUAAAAGAAUUUCAGUUAUUGUCAUAAUUUGAUAAAUCAAUAUAAAAGAAGCUUUCAUGUCA